AUGUUAAAUGAAAUAAAAAAUGCUGUUCAGAAUGAAAAUUUAAAUAGCAUGAAUUGUUAUAAUAAUGUAAACCAAGGAAUUUAUUUUGAUGAAUAUGUACCUCCAUCGAGAUUGACCUCGGAGGUGCUGACUGAAAAUAUUAGAACAGAAAUUUCUUCAAAAAUACGGAAAGAUUUAGUUGCAAGGUAUAAAGACGUUUGUAUAUUUGAUGAAGAUGAAUGCAAAACAAAAGAAAAAAUAAUAGGAAAUGUCCAAGGUGUUGCUCAGGGGGUGGAACUGGAUGCACAAGUUGAGGAGGGUGAUAUAGACGUGAAAGAGGCACAUGGGGUAUUAGAAGUACAAGUGGAAAUGGAAGCUCAGGAAGACGCUACAGAUAAACAGGAGGAGGUUAAGGAAGCACAAAUGAAAGAGAAAGAGGAAAUAAGAGAAUUACAAGAAGUGAAAGAACUAGAAGAAGUGAAAGGGAAAGAAGAGGUGGAAGAAUUAGAAGAAGUGAAAGGGCAAGAAGAGGUGGAAGAAUUAGAAGAAGUGAAAGGGCAAGAAGAGGUGGAAGAAUUAGAAGAAGUGAAAGGGCAAGAAGAGGUGGAAGAAUUAGAAGAAGUGAAAGGGCAAGAAGAGGUGGAAGAAUUAGAAGAAGUGAAAGGGCAAGAAGAGGUAGAAGAAUUACAAGUGAAAGAACAAGAAAUGAAAAAGCAAGAAGUUAAAGAAUUAGAAGAAGUGAAAGAGCAAGAAGAGGUAGAAGAAUUACAAGUGAAAGAACAAGAAAUGAAAAAGCAAGAAGUUAAAGAAUUACAAGAAGUAAAAGAAACACAAGAAGAGGUAAAAGAUGCACAAGAAGUGAAAGAGAAAGAAGAGGUAAAAGAUGCACAAGAUGUGAAAGAGAAAGAAGAAGUGAAGGAAGUGCAGGAGGAACUGAAAGAAGCACAAGAAAAAGCAAAAGAAACUGCAGAAGCAAAAGAAGUACAAGAGGAAUCGAAAGAAGCACAGGGAGAAGCGAAAUCACAAGAGGAAUCGAAAGCACAAGAGAUGGCAGUAACAGAGGCGCAAACGGAUAUAGGGGUAAAAGCACGACAGGAACAAAAGGAAUCGUAUGAUUAUAGUGCGUUAUUGCUAGAGGAUCUGAGUGACGAUGUGCUAAUGUUAAUUAAAAAAAAAUAUGAAGAAAGAAAGAGAUUGCAGUCAACAAUAAAAACAGAUAAAUUUUUUAGUUGUGGAAGAAUUUAUCCACUCAGUUAUGUUAAAAAAGAGGGGGAACCGGAGAAGUUAGAGAAGUCAGAGAAGCAGGAGGAGCCGGAUAAGGUAGACAUACUGGACGAUAAAAUCGAAGGUGCAUUAGCACCUCCGGAAGUAAGUAAAGAAACCAGUAGAGUUUCUGCGGAGGGACCGCUUAUACCAGACGACAGUUUUACGUACCGAUUAUCUGCAAAAGAAGAUUUCGAUGCAAUAGUAAGGAGCUCCAUAAGUACAUACAGUUGUGCCUUAUCAAAGAAGAUACUAAUUCAAGGAAAGAUAUGUAUAACUCAUGAUAGUGUAUAUUUCAUUUCUCUAUUUAAUGCUUUUUUUUCAAAAAAUUCGGUAGUAAGAAUAAAUUACGAUGCUAUACAAUUAGUAGAGAAAAUAUCUUCUUUUCAUUUUAUUCCAAAUGCUCUUAAAGUUGUAACAAAAAAUAAAUCAUUCUUAUUCACUUCAUUUGUGCAUAGAGACCAUGCUUAUAACGUGAUAAAUGAUAUGAUUCGGAACUACAAUAAUGUAGGUGAAAUUCCUAAAAAGGGUAUAGUGAUUGAUAGCAAUGAAGAAUUAGUUGAUGAUGAUGAUGAAGAGAUAAAGGAAGAAGUACAGGAAGAAGUAGAGGAAAAGCAUGACCAUGAACAGGAAAAAAGCGUAAAAGCAAGGGAAGGCACUCCAAAUAUAGAGGAAGGUCUACGAAGGACUAACUACAUUUUUGGGGGCAACUUAAAAGAAGCAGAUGAACAACCAGGUGAUGAUGUGACAAAUGUAAUAACUGACAAAUUGGAUAGGGGUGUUAAGAUAGAAUCUAGAAAGAAUGCUCUACCAAUGAAAAUUAGUUCUAAAGAAGAAGAUAUUUUAAAGGAAAAGAAAUAUAUACAAUGUAAUAAUCAUAUAGAUAGUCUUUAUAUACAUGAAUAUUAUUUUAAGCAAUUAUUUUUAGACAUUUUUUCUAAAUUUGAUAAUGAUAAUCCUUUAGUUAGAAACGUAUUGGAAAAAAAUCCAAAAAAUUUAAAUUAUGAUAAUUUACGAAAUUUAGAUAAAAUAUAUGAACAAAAUAAAUUUUUCACUUGUGAAUUUUUAUAUAAUGUUUCUUUAUUUGAUGAUGAUAAAAAAAAAAAAGUAUUUGGAAUGCCAUCCAGAUCGAAUGUGAAAGAAAAAUUAAGUUUUUUCUUUUUUGAAAAUAACAUAAUUAUUCAAAAAGUUUUAGUUCUGUUAUGUAAUGUUCCACUUGCUGGAUGCUUCCACACAGUUGUUACUGUACAUAUGCAUAACGUUGUAGGUGAUAAAGGGAACCAGGUUAGGCAUAACAAUGAGCACCAUAAUAAUACACAUAUUGAUUUUUUUUAUGAUAUUUCUUUUGUUAAACAUACCUUUUUUAAGGGUCAAAUAAAAAGUAAUGCAAUGCCAGAGUUAGAAAAAUCUCUAAUAAACUUAAAGAGAUACACUACUGAAGCUAUUAAAAAGAGAUAUAAAAAAUGUAAUAUCCAUAAAAAGGAGGAUGGGUAUAAUUAUUAUUAUGAUAAUGACGUUGUACACAAAACUGAACGUUAUAAUGCUAUGCAGACAAAUGAAGACAGCAGAAGACCCAUAAGGGACGAAGAAAACAUCAUAUCUAUGGUUGAAAAUCCUAGAUUCGAAAUUGACGAAAUUUCGAUCUAUCCAAAGGACUUUAUAAAUGAGAUGAGCACUGUUAGUACUCUAUUUUCGAAAUGUAGCACUGCAAGGGAUAGUGUGAUAAGUUACUUUAACAAACAUGUGGACUUCUCCCCCCAGAAUUUGACGAAUAAUAUAGGUAAUGGAAAAAAAAGAAAAAAAAGAAAAAAAAGAAAAAAAAGAAAUACCACGCACGGGUGA
Plasmodium malariae is the source of this 3084-nucleotide messenger RNA. RefSeq names its product conserved Plasmodium protein, unknown function. NCBI's taxonomy places the organism in Eukaryota, Apicomplexa, Aconoidasida, Haemosporida, Plasmodiidae. The record is from RefSeq and is a predicted model, not a curated record. The coding region runs from base 1 to 3084 and encodes 1027 amino acids. The transcript has a single exon.